UGACGGGGCGCUACUAGAGUACAAGGGUGUGUCAUUUGGAUGGAAGUGUGUAAACAAGACUAAAUGAUAUUUGUUAUUAUGUACUUAACAUGUCUGUUAAUUAACUCGAAGUUGGCUUUUAUUUUGCAAUUAGGUUUCGAAUGCUUUUAUUUUGAAAUCAGGGUUAACGUUCAAGCUAAGUUUACUUGAAGUUGGUUUUUAUUUUGAAAUCAGGUUUCCACGUCUCUUGCCGUAAUACUAGAAUACAUAGGGGAGAGUGGUUAUGUUGCUGAACUAGGCACACGUAUUUUUGUGAGCUCCUGGCGAUGUUUCAGUAAGUUCCUGAAAACUGUCCUUUAACUGCGUGAACAGUGAUAACUACUGCUUGUAGCGAGUUAUUAUCGACAUUAUGCCGGCAAAGAAAGCACAAAAUAAAUCUAAAGCACACUCUUCUCCGAGUGAGGAAAACGACGUCUCAGGUGCUAACAAUCAAGCUAACUCUGCAGGUGAUGCUAGUUCUGGGUGUCUCUUAGACGUGAGUGUUGGAAUGGCCCACAACUUGGAUGUUAUUCAAAUACUCGACGGGAUCAGAAGUGACUUUUCCACAAAAAUUGAUGUGGUCCUGACAGCGAUCCAAGAUGUUAAAAGGGACGUGCAGGACUUCUCGAUGCGCAUGGAGGGGGCAGAGAAGCGCAUUAGCAGCGUGGAGGACACCGUUAACUCAGAGAAAGGCAAGACAGAGGCGCUAGUUAAACAAGUGGCUCUCCUUAUGAACAAACUCGAGGACCUCGAAAACCGUUCUCGUCGAAAUGACGCGGUGGCUUUCCUGGAGAAGUGGCUCCCCGAAGCGCUGGGACCAGCGACAUUCCCGAGACAACCUCUCAUCGAAAGAGCUCACCGGUUGCCUGGCCGGACGCAACCCAAUCGACCACCCACACCGAGAGUCCUCAUCGUGAAGUUUUUAAACUUCCAAGACAGAGUUCGGGUGAUGCGAGCGGCUAUGACCAAAGGGAAAGUUAUCUGCGGGGGCCAAGAGGUCAUGUUCUUCCCGGAUCUUUCCACAGAUCUCCACCGACGAAGGAGGGGCUUUGACCGGGUAAAACAGCAGCUGAGGUCGAUGAACUUACGUUACGGAUUAAUUUACCCAGCGAAGCUACGAGUGUCAUCUGAUGGACAUACGCAUGUCUUUAAGACCCCAGCAGAUGCGGAAAAAUUCAUCCAAGGGUCGAGUUUUGAGGCAACUCCUAGGCAGCCUAUAAAGAGGACCAAAAGAAAAAAAGCACAAGCUGACGCUGCUGAUGCUCCUACAUCAGUUAAUGGUACCAAAGAUGGGGAGCCUGACUUUGAAGAUGGAGAGUCCCCUAGCAAGAAGAGCCGACUGGAUGCUGAAGAAGCAGUGUUUGACAAGAGCGCUGAAAGUAAGAUGGAUGUUGAGGAAUCAUCUGGAGACGUUGAGGAAUCAUCUGGAGACAUUCAGGAAAAUGAAGACCAGGAAAUGGAUAUUGAUCAGGAUUCCUUUAAAGUCACUGAUCUGCCAAACAUACACAAAGAUGCUCUCGGAGAUAGGAACUUAAAUCCCCGUGUAGUGCUUGGUGAGCGCUGCAGACCCAGUCUAAAGACUGAGGAUCCUGACUUGAUGAAAUCCAAGAAAGUUUCAGCAACACCAGCGCCUAAAGCACCUGCACCCCCCACCAAGCCUGUCGCACAUAUCAGCGCGACAGUGAACAAACAUGAUUCACCGGCUCUCAAGCAGUCCAGCAUGGAAGACUACAGGAGGAUGAUGGUGCUCAAAGCCCAGAGCGCUGCCUCAUCUUCAGAUGUAUCCAAAGUUAACCACCUUACCCCAAGUGUGUAUCCAAGACGUGUGAAUAACAUUCCAAGAAAAGAGACCAUUCAUCCCAAAGAAUCUGACAAACAGAAACCUGUUGCUACCAAGACACGCCCCAGAAAUUCCUCUAGAGGGUUCAUGUGGUGUUUGUGGGGUUUAGUUCGCCUGUUAGUUCUCCUGGUACUAUUUGUGAUUGGGACAUUGCUGACAUACAAGAUCGUCCCUUUACUCCAAGACAUGACACGUGGUGGAGGGCAGUCAUCCAGGGCUGUGAAGCCAGAAAGGUUUGCUGAUCAAUUGUCUGAUCUUCAGACUCAGUUCCCCAGUCAGCGGCCUGAGUUGUGGAAGAUGAGCAAAAUCCACCUGGAGAAGCACCUUAAAACAGCCCAUCCAACUGAGCCAGUCAGUCUGAUUUUCACUGCAGGUCAAAAGGCUGAGAGGACACUGCAGUGCCUUGCUCGGGGUCUAGCUGCUUCCUUCUCAUCUGCCCUCAAUGCCUCUUUCCUUGACAUUGAUGGAAAAAGCAAAGCGGACCAGGACAGUGAUAAGGUGAAGUUAGACAUUGACAGUCAGUUGCAAGCAGCGUUUGAGGGAGAAAAACCUGUGGCGAUCAUUCAUCGUUUGGAAGAGCUGCCACCAGGCUCCACUCUCAUUUUUUAUCGCUACUGCGACCACGAGAAUGCUGCAUAUAAGCGGGUUUUCUUGUUGUUUUCUGUGUUGCUGCCUCAAGAUGAGAUCCCGAAGGAAAAGAGUGUGAAGGAGGUGGAAGAGAUGGUGCAAGACUAUCUUAAGGAGAGGCUGGUGGACACCGGUGGCCAAACUUCCUUCAAUAUAAUGAAUAAUGAUAAGUUUGGUGGCCUGUGGAGUCGCAUCUCCCAUGUAGUCCUGCCUGUGGUGUCUGAGGUGGAGAAGAAAGGAUGCUAAAACAAACAAGCUGCCUGAUUCUUCUUUGCACUGUAGAAGGAGCUACGAGAAAGGAGAAACGUGGAAGUAUGAUGUGUGCUGUGAUAAUUCAUUUAAAGCAUUCGAUAAUUGUAUUAUUCUCUUUCUCUCAGAGAUUACAUUGUACUUAAAUUGAAGUCAAAUGCAUAUGAUUCGGUUCAACUGCACAAAAGUUUGAACAGUUUUUACUCAUGCAUGCAUGUUAAAGGAGGUUACAGUGUUACGCCAUCAUUCCACCUCACAAGUGUGGUGAUAAUCUUUUCUCAUGUGCAUGCAAUCUACGAAACAGAGACUGACUGAGCUGUUUAAUUUUUGUGUAUCGUUUCUCAGCAGCUUUUUAAUGACUAUCUCAUUUUUUUUCAUCAUCCUCAGCUUUUCUUUACUGGAACUAAAAAAAAAAAAAAAGUUUUGUUUUCAGUGAAAAUUUAUAUUUCAUCUUUUAUUCUGCUGUCCAAGACAACCAGGUAACUUCAUUUAAUUCUUUAUUUUGUGUGUGUGCUGGAAUCGCUUGGUUUUGACUUGAGUGUCCGUCUUUUUGAGUACCAGCUUUUUAAGGUGAAUAUUUUAUAUUCUUUGCUUUUUUCUAAAUAUGUAUAUUUGUGACAUGUUUCCUGGAUUGAGGUAUUUUUUUUAUAGCUGUGUAUAUAUGUGUAUUUGAUAUUAAAUGGUCUUUUGAACAUGUUGUCAAAAAAGAAACCACUGGAGGUGUUGUCACUUCACAUUGUGAGCUACUCGCAAUGUGGUUUAUAUUUGUAAAAAAUAUUUUGGAUAAAUACUGAUCAGCUUGUCCCAGACUGUGCCUUAAACACAUAUGAAGAAUACACUGUAUUUAAUAAGAGUAAAAACUUUCUCCAGUCAUUUAUACCAGCGCACGUGACAACAUCAGAACUUGUUUGUGCUGUUUCCUGUCAUACAUCUCAUUCCUCUUGUUAUUCUGAGAUUCGUUUUGUUUUGCUCAUAAACACCUGAAUAUUAUCAAUAAAGAUAAUUUUGAUACAUAGA
This is a messenger RNA of Oreochromis aureus, 3751 nucleotides long. RefSeq names its product torsin-1A-interacting protein 2-like. Gene Ontology annotation, molecular function: ATPase activator activity. The transcript has 8 exons. Gene Ontology annotation, cellular component: membrane. The coding region runs from base 389 to 2731 and encodes 780 amino acids. Lineage: Eukaryota; Metazoa; Chordata; Actinopteri; Cichliformes; Cichlidae. Gene Ontology annotation, biological process: membrane organization. The record is from RefSeq and is a predicted model, not a curated record.